Messenger RNA from Chenopodium quinoa (quinoa), 1334 nucleotides. Its product is annotated as alpha carbonic anhydrase 1, chloroplastic-like. The record is from RefSeq and is a predicted model, not a curated record. Gene Ontology annotation, molecular function: zinc ion binding; carbonate dehydratase activity. Bases 219 to 1007 code for a protein of 262 amino acids. NCBI's taxonomy places the organism in Eukaryota, Viridiplantae, Streptophyta, Magnoliopsida, Caryophyllales, Amaranthaceae. The transcript is spliced from 6 exons.
AUUGCUAUAUAUAACCAUCAGAGUUUCCCAUCAUCGAGUGUAAAUGCAAUGAGCUAAAUAAAACAAGAGGAAGAGAAAAUCAGAAAAGCUUAGCCAUUUAUUCCUUGGUAUCACAAAUCUAAGUGUGGUAAACUCUGUAGGUAGAACUAAAUAUUUAGAGGGGGAGAGUUUUUCUGUUUGUGAUUCAGAAAUAAGCUAGCAAAGGGCAAGAAAAUACAAUGAUUUCGUCUUUUCCUGCCCUUCUCUUGUUUUGUGCUUCAUUCGUGUUCAUCGGCGCCUUUGCCUCAGAGGAUCUCCCACUGUAUAAUUAUUCAGAAGUAGAAAAAUGGGGAAGCAAGCACCCAAAUUACACAGCUUGCUCUACCGGCAAGAGGCAAUCCCCUAUUGAUAUCAACACCAACGACGUUGUCAUCAACAAAAACAUGCAACCUCUGACUAGAAACUACCACAUUUACAACGCUUCAUUGUCCACUGAUGGCAUUGAAGUUGAGGUUGUAUUUACUGGUCGAGGAGAUUUGAUGUUCGAUGGAGAGACAUACAAGUUGAAGCAGAUGCAUUGGCAUACUCCUUCAGAGCACCGCCUUAAUGGUGUCCAAUACGCGGCAGAGCUACAUCAGGUAUAUGUAGCUGCUGAUGGCAGCCGGUCUGUUGUAGGGAUCCUUUUCGAGUAUGGCAAACCUGAUCCUGUUCUUACCAUGCUAAAACCCCAGUUGGAUGAAUUAGCUAAAGAACCAUGUCAAGAUCAUGAAAGAAUAGUGGCGAUUCCAAGGUUUGAUUCAAGAUUCUUGAGAAGGAGGCCUCGCAAAUAUUACAGAUAUCCUGGCUCUCUCACUACCCCUCCUUGUGAUGAGAAUGUCAUUUGGAAUGUUAUUACCAAGGUGAAAUCGAUUUCAAAGGAUCAAGUUGAAGCUUUGAAGGCUCCUCUUUGUGAGGCCAAUAAGAUCAAGAAUGCUAGACCAGCACAACCACUUAAUGGAAGGAGGGUCCAACUUUAUGAUGGCAAUUAGCAAGGAGUAUAAAUCUAAGUUGUAACGAACCUUUGCUGGUAAAUAAGUCAGUUAUUAACUAAUUCAUGUUCAUUUAACUUAGUCAAGCACGAGAUCAAGCCUGAACUUUCAUCUGAGCUCAAAACUUUGCUCAAGUUUUGUUUGUUUUGUAGUUAUUGUGUUAAAGCUCGGCUUUUGAACACCUUGUAUAAUAAUCAAUCCGAGCUCAUAAACUAUUUUUGUUCAUCCAUGAGCUUCAAUUUGUAAUACUUAUAUAGCUUUGUUAUCAUUUAUAUAUAUCAAUAUCAUAUUUUGAUUGAUUGAUUUUGGUAUCAAUCAUUUGUAAUA